This is a messenger RNA of Camarhynchus parvulus, 1215 nucleotides long. RefSeq names its product sperm acrosome associated 6 (gene SPACA6). NCBI's taxonomy places the organism in Eukaryota, Metazoa, Chordata, Aves, Passeriformes, Thraupidae. Gene Ontology annotation, biological process: fusion of sperm to egg plasma membrane involved in single fertilization. The record is from RefSeq and is a predicted model, not a curated record. Bases 1 to 1215 code for a protein of 404 amino acids. The transcript has 11 exons.
AUGGGGUGGUGGUUUUUGGCCCUGAUGCUGGUGUUAGUCCCCUGGCAUACUAGAAACCUUAGCUUGUGGCUGUGGGUCUUGAUGUCCUGCUUCCCUGAGGUUAACCCCUGCCUGCUCUGCUUUGGGCCCCCUAUUCAGCGGGCACGGCUUUGCCAUGAGAUUACCGGGGCCUUUGCUGAUGAGCUCAGACAUAAAAAAUGCAUUGAGGCCAUUGUUGAGGCUUCUAAACCACUUGCCUCUGUCACUGUAGCAUCAGGACAGCGUGAGGAGCUUCGGGAGAUCGUCAUGGAUGCGAUGUAUUCUCUAGAGGAGCGAUGGGGCAAGAAGUCCUUGAACAAGUCUCUGCAGGAAGCUGUCAGCACAAUCUGGAAGAAGCUGAGCCAGCUGGAAAAAGUUCCAGCCUGUGUCCCACCCUGUGGAUUCCAGCAAGCUGCCCGUGUGUUCCAGUGUGCUACCUGCCGCUUCAUGGACUGUCAGUUUGCCCUGGACUGCCCAGUGCAGGACCUGUGGACCUACACAGAUGAAACCAUCGUGCUGCGCUGCAACGUGCCUUUCCACAUCCCGCCAGGCGUGCCCAUCACCUGGAUGUUUGCCCCAAAUCUGCGCACACAGGACAUGGCACUGUUCAAAGAGGUGAAGGGGAAUCCAGAGAAGCCCUUCAGUCUGACCAUUGAGGAACCUGCUCCAGGAACCGUUGCCUGUCGCCUGGGGGAGCCAACCAAGCCCAUUAUCCGCAAGUUCUUCUACCUCAACGUAUCAGAGGGAAGCGUGGAGGAAGAGAAAGGACUGCAGACUUUGUUCAGCACUGUGUUGAACUGGGAUGACGAGACACCUACCCACAUACCAUACCUGGGGCUGGCUCUGGGUUUUGGCUCCAUGGCAUUCAUUCUGCUGCUGAUGGCCAGCUGGCAGUGCCUCAGUGUCCAUCAGAUCCACCGCAGACGUGGACAUCAGGGUCAGGACUGUGUCCCACUGGGGAUUCAAGACUUCUCCUGCUUCCCCCAGAUACAGACCCCUCUGCCUGUGUCAUGCACCCCAGAACACACCAGCUGCUCCAAACACUGCCCCAUAGCAGUUCCCCUCCCUGGGGACCUUGGGGCUGCUCUGCUGCCCCACCCCAAGCCAGGCUGGGCUGGACUGGAGCAGAUUAAACAAGAGCCCCUUGACCUGGCAGCACCAGCUGCAGUGGUGGAGGCACAAAGGAAACCAACCUGA